AUGGUCUUCCUCCCGUUUCAUGCAGGCUCCUGGGAAAGCUGGUGCUGCUGCUUUCUGAUUCCAGCCCAUAGACCUCGGGACCGGGACGGGCUCUGGCGGCUGGAGAUGGCAGACACUAGAUCCGUGCACGAAACCAGGUUUGAGGCGGCGGUGAAGGUGAUCCAGAGCUUGCCAAAAAAUGGUUCAUUCCAGCCAACAAAUGAAAUGAUGCUCAAGUUCUAUAGCUUCUAUAAGCAGGCAACUGAAGGCCCCUGUAAACUUUCAAGACCUGGAUUUUGGGAUCCUAUUGGAAGAUAUAAAUGGGAUGCUUGGAGUUCAUUGGGUGAUAUGACCAAAGAGGAAGCUAUGAUUGCAUAUGUUGAAGAAAUGAAAAAGAUUCUUGAAACAAUGCCAAUGACUGAGAAAGUUGAAGAAUUGCUACAUGUCAUAGGUCCAUUUUAUGAAAUUGUAGAGGACAAAAAAAGUGGCAGAAGUUCUGAUUUAACUUCAGAUCUUGGUAAUGUUCUAACUUCUCCUCCAAAUGCCAAAACUGUUAAUGGUAAAGCUGAAAGCAGUGAUAGUGGAGCUGAGUCUGAGGACGAAGAGGCCCAAGAAGAAGUGAAAGGAGCAGAACAAAGUGAUAAUGAUAAGAAAAUGACAAAGAAGUCCACAGAGCAUAAGAAUUUGGAAAUCAUUGUUGCUAAUGGCUACGAUAAAGACAGCUUUGUUCAGGAUGUACAGAAUGAUAUCCAUGCUAGUUCUUCUCUGAGUGGCAGAAGCACUGAAGAAAUAAAAACUGUAGAUCAAAACUUGGAGCAAACUGGAAAACCUGCUAUCUGCAUUCACCAAGAUAUAAAUGAUGAUCAUGUUGAAGAUGUUUCAGGAAUUCAGCAUUUGACAAGUGAUUCAGACAGUGAAGUUUACUGUGAUUCCAUGGAACAACUUGGCCAGGAAGAGUCUUUAGAUAGCUUUACAUCAAACAAUGGACCAUAUCGAUAUUACUUGGGUGGUGAUCCCAAUAAGCCCUUGGAAAAUUCUGGUUUUCCUGAAGAUGUUCAAAUUUCUCCUGGAAAUGGCAAUAUUGGGGAGAUGCAGGUGGCAGCAGUUGAAGGAAAAGGUGAAGUAAAGCAUGGAGGAGAAGAUGGAAGAGGUAACAGUGGUGCGCCACACCCUGAGAAACGGGGUGGAGAAAAUGAGGAAUUCUCUAAUGUCAGAAGAGGGAGAGGACAUAGGAUGCAACAUUUGAGCGAAGGAACCAAGGGUCGGCAAAUGGGAAGUGGAGGUGAUGGAGAACGCUGGGGUUCAGAUAGAGGAACAAGAGGGAGCCUCAAUGAGCAGAUUGCUCUUGUGCUCAUGCGGCUGCAGGAGGACAUGCAGAAUGUCCUUCAGAGACUUCAUAAACUGGAAACACUAACAGCUUCACAGGCAAAAUCAUCAACAUUACAGACUAGUAAUCUGUCUCCCUCACAGAGAUCAUCGUGGUGGCCCUUCGAGAUGUCUCCUGGUGCAUUAACCUUUGCUAUCAUAUGGCCUUUUAUUGCCCAGUGGUUGGUGCAUUUAUAUUAUCAAAGAAGGAGAAGAAAACUGAACUGA
Pipistrellus nathusii (Nathusius's pipistrelle) is the source of this 1572-nucleotide messenger RNA. The record is from the annotation of a GenBank genome assembly. NCBI's taxonomy places the organism in Eukaryota, Metazoa, Chordata, Mammalia, Chiroptera, Vespertilionidae.